AGGUGUCUUGUCUAACUCUAGCAUAGAACAGGUUGAGUCAUGGAUGAUGUCUUGUAUCCCUUUCCUUAUCCAAUGUUUCAAUGCUCGCCCAACUUCGCAACACCAUGUGACAGGGUUAAAAAUCUACAGACACAAUUUUGUUGAGGUGUCUGGCAUCGGAGCGAAAAGAGAACUGAAUACAUCAUCAGCGGAAGCUAUAAAUAAUUAUUCAGCAACCUGACUUGGGGGAUUGUCAACAAUCGAUCAGUAUUUCAUCAAAAUAGCAGACAAGUGCAGGGUUUCGAUUUUCGCUAGGCUUUUCGAUUGAUUCGAAUGAUGUCACUAGGUAUUGACGAUAAGGCCUCGCAUUUCCUGUUCAACUUAUUCCUGUUGUUCUGUUUACGAGAACCGGACCAGAAUUGUAUCAUGUGCCCGGUGAUGGUGUACGCUAUGCUUGCCACCAUGUAUCAGCUAGCCGAUGGGAAUGCGGCCUACGAAUUGAGCAGCUUUCUGGAGCUAGCCUACGGAAUACACCAGAUUAGGUCGGACAUUCGAGAGAUGUGGCUUAAGUACGAACACUACGCGAUCAACACUACUUCUAAGCUAUUCUAUUCGAAGGAGAUCGAGUUGAGGGCCAAUCAGUCUACGGUUGUUAGCGUUCCAACGAGAGCGAUCGACUUCAACGAUGGGCCUCCGGUGGCCGACGUAGUCAACCAUUGGGUUAGCAGGGUGACGAAUGGGAACAUCCACAGCGUAUUGGAGCCUAACGAAGACAUUUUAAAUACAAACUUUCUGCUGCUAAACACCGUUUAUCUGAGCGCAUCCUGGCAGGCACCCUUCACAUCACGAAACACCGGCAAAGCUGUGUUUCAUUUCGAAAACGGGAUCCACGAAAUCGACAUGAUGCAGAAGAGGGACAACUAUCUGUUCGGCCAUUACCGCGGUUGUCACGUGCUCGAGCUUCCUUACGAAAACGGAACCGACCUUUCACUGCUUCUGGUGAUGCCAAAGGAAUACACUGCCCUCAAACAUAUCAUUCCUAUGCUGGAUGCAAGUUGGAUCUCUCAAAUAGAUGGCACCCUUGGGUACACCAAUUUCAUUCUGUACAUCCCUAAGUUCACAACGAUCAAAACGAUCUCUACCAAACCCCUUCUAAAGCACAUGCAGGUGCAGGAGAUCUUCAAACCGGGGGCCUUCGACAUUUCAACCAGGACGGCAUUACAGUUGCUGGACGUCCGGCACUGUGUUCAUGUCGACGUAGCCGAGAAAGGAACUCGGACGGCCAGUGCAAAAGGGAUGUUCCUGGACGAGUUGUCUGACCCGGCUCCGGUGCGUCAGUUUUGCGUUAGUCGACCAUUUCUGUACGUCAUUCGGAAGCAAUCGACCAAGGAGAUUUACUUCAUCGGACACUACUCCCAUUAUGAGGAUUGA
Uranotaenia lowii is the source of this 1410-nucleotide messenger RNA. Its product is annotated as glia-derived nexin-like. The record is from RefSeq and is a predicted model, not a curated record. The transcript has 3 exons. Bases 313 to 1410 code for a protein of 365 amino acids. Lineage: Eukaryota; Metazoa; Arthropoda; Insecta; Diptera; Culicidae. Gene Ontology annotation, molecular function: serine-type endopeptidase inhibitor activity.